Messenger RNA from Salpingoeca rosetta, 935 nucleotides. RefSeq lists its product as uncharacterized. The transcript is spliced from 9 exons. Bases 48 to 935 code for a protein of 295 amino acids. NCBI's taxonomy places the organism in Eukaryota, Choanoflagellata, Craspedida, Salpingoecidae. Gene Ontology annotation, molecular function: protein binding. The record is from RefSeq and is a predicted model, not a curated record.
CACACACACACACACACACACACACAUCCACAUCCACACAUCCAAAGAUGGGCGACAUGGAUGACCCGGAUCAGCUCCUCAGCAUGUUUAUGUCGCUUGGGACCACUGACCAUGGCACGCUCAUCGACCAGUUCAAAAAGGUGGUUCGGAUUGAUGACGACAGCCUUGCGUCGUUCUUUCUCGAGGCAAACAACUGGAACCUGCAGGGCGCGGUGUGGUCAUACUUUGACCAACAGGGUUCCGGUAACCAGAUGUACAUUCCAAGACAGAGACCGCAAGCAGAACUGAUUGGCGAAAUGACUGCCUCACACGGCAGCGACGCCGUCGGCUCUGGACAGCAGUUUACAAAAACGUGGCGUUUUCGCAACACUGGCACGACACACUGGCCGCACUCGACCGUAUUUGCCUUUCUCAACGGCGAGAGGAUGGGUGCGCCGUCUCGUGUCGCCGUGCCGCCCGCUGCUCCCGGCGAAUUUGCAGACGUCACAGUCACAUUCACAGCACCGCGCGAGCCGGGCCAAUAUGUCGGCACGUGGCGACUCCAGCACAGCGACCACGUCACCGAGUGUUUUGGCGAAGAGGUGUGGGUGAUUCUGAACGUGACAGAUGACGGUGGCGUGGGUCUCGUGCAGGCCAUGCAGUCCACAUCCAUGGGCGAGGGCGGUGGGCAGCAGCAGCAGUCGUCAUCGUCAUCGUUUGGCGGCGGGUUUGGUGUGAUGCAACAGCAGCACGGCGGCUCGUUUGGUGGACAGCAGAUGCAGAUGCAGAUGCAAGGGCAGGGCCAGGGAUCCAUGAUGAUGCAGGGGCACGGUGAGCCACAACAGCAACAACAGCAGCCCCAGCAACCCUCGUUUGGACGCUCCGUGGGCGCAUUUGGCGUCCAUGAUUCAGCAUCUCCACACCACCACCACCACCACUUUGGUGGACCUCAGUGA